Wallemia ichthyophaga EXF-994 is the source of this 450-nucleotide messenger RNA. RefSeq lists its product as uncharacterized. The record is from RefSeq and is a predicted model, not a curated record. Bases 1 to 450 code for a protein of 149 amino acids. Lineage: Eukaryota; Fungi; Basidiomycota; Wallemiomycetes; Wallemiales; Wallemiaceae. The transcript has a single exon.
AUGUCUCUUUCCAGGAAUAACCCUGUCAUCAGUGAAUUUGGCUUCAAAAUUGAUUCUAAUGCCAUCGAAUGCUCUGCAUCAGUAAUCAAGCCAUCAAGUCUUGAAUACGGCAACCGUCUUCAGAUCCAACCCAGCGAGCCUGACGUGGAAUGGGAUAGAAAUUCACAAAAUAUGACAUUCUUCAAGCCAGCGACAAUUAAUAACUGGAAGCUGUUUGCUUUUGGAAGACCAGACGAGUACGAAUGGCUGACAAAUUUCCUCAAAGAUGUUGUUGCAGUGUGUAUGAAGAGAGGUAUGACGGUACUCCAUGAGCCAGCAAUUUGCUUCCUGCGUAACGAGAAUGCCAGCGUCAAGACAAUUCUCAACGAAUCGAAGAGAUUGAACGUGAAGACAGAUUUUGUCCUUACAACUUGCAAAUUUGAAAAAUCAAACACGUACACAGUCAUCUAG